AUGGCAGAAAAUCGAGAUAAAGGAAUUGCUCAAGCAAGUGAUGACAACAACUCGGGACAAACAAUGCAAGGUGGGGUCGAUGCAUUCCAUAUGCAAGCCUUAGUAAGCCACUUUGAGAAGUUGCUUGACCGUAAACUAGAAGGACUUCAUGAAAGAUUGGAUCAAGUAGAGAAUCAAGUGGCCGGUCCAAGAGCUACAAAUCCAAGACAUGCUGUAAAUCCACAUCCUCAACCCCCUAUUUAUAAUGAGUAUUUGGAGGAUCCAAGCGAUGGAGAAGAAUAUGAGGACAUUCGGCCAAGAAGAUUGAAUCGGCCAAGAGAUAGACCGAGACGACCUAGAGAAGAAGACGGUGGCCUAGGAGGAGUUAAGGUCACCAUUCCUUCAUUUAAAGGAAAGAGUGAUCCCGAACUCUAUUUGGAGUGGGAGAUGCGUGUCGAGCAAAUCUUUUCAUGCCACAACUACUCGGAGAGUAAAAAGGUAAAACUCGCAGCCCUUGAGUUUACUGAUUAUGCUCUUGUUUGGUGGGAUCAAAUGCAAAAGGAACGGGUUAGGAAUGGUGAACGUCCCAUCACAACAUGGGAAGAGAUGAGAGCAACCAUGAGGAGAAGGUUCGUUCCAUCCUAUUAUCGUCGUGAGCUUCACAACCAUCUCCAACGUCUUACUCAAGGUUCUAAAAGUGUUGAUGAGUACUACAAGGAGAUGGAGAUUGCCAUGAUUCGAACUAACAUUAUAGAGGACAAUGAAGCAACUAUGGCUCGUUUCUUGCAUGGGCUCAAUCGGGAUAUCGCCGAUGUUGUGGAGAUGCACCACUAUGUAGAACUUGAAGAGAUGGUACACCAAGCCAUCAAGGUGGAACAACAACUCAAGCGAAGAGGACAUUUGAGGAAGACUUCUAACUCGUCGGCAUUCGGUCCAUGGAAGAACAACCCUAAGAAAGACACCCCUACUACAUCAAGAUUCAAGCAGGCAGAUCCUAAACAUGAUGACAAAGUUGCUACCAAAAAGGUACAGCCUGAGCCCAAUUCUUUAAGAAAUCGUGAUAUAAAGUGUUUCAAGUGCCAAGGAAAAGGACACAUAGCAAGUGAGUGUCCUAACCGACAUACAAUGAUCUUCAACAAUCAUGGAGAGUUGGAAACCGAGGAAGAAAUCACCGACAAAGAGGAAUCAACAAAAGAAGAUGGUGAUGGAGAGUAUGCCGAAGAAGGAGAAUUGCUUGUUACUAGAAGAACCCUUAGUGCCCAGAUGUUGGAGGAAGAUAAUUGCCAAAGAGAAAACUUGUUCCAUACACGCUGUCAAGUUCAUGGAAAGGUAUGUAGUAUGAUUAUUGAUGGUGGAAGUUGUUGCAAUGUGGCAAGUACUGAAUUGGUUCAAAAAUUAAGUCUACCUACUUUCAAGCACCACCGCCCGUACAAGCUUCAAUGGUUGAAUGAGUGUGGAGAGCUGAAGGUGACCAAGCAAGUAAAGGUAUUUUUUUCAAUUGGAAGAUAUAAGGAUGAGGUUUUAUGUGAUGUUGUACCAAUGAAAGCAUGCCACAUACUGUUGGGAAGACCAUGGCAGUUUGAUAGGCAAGAUUAUGAAGAUGUCUUUCCGGAUGAGAUGCCACCAGGUUUGCCACCCAUUCGAGGGAUAGAACAUCAAAUUGACUUCAUUCCGGGAGCAUCCUUGCCAAACCGCCCAGCAUAUCGUACCAAUCCCGAAGAAACCAAAGAGAUUCAAAGGCAAAUCCAAGAAUGGAUGGCCAAAGGUUAUGUGAAGGAGAGCCUUAGUCCUUGUGCAGUUCCGGUGUUGCUCGUACCUAAGAAGGAUGGCACAUGGCGGAUGUUUAUUUUCCUUGGUUUUGUUGUAAGUAGUGAAGGAAACACAGUUGACGAAGAAAAGGUCAAAGCUAUUCAAGAUUGGCCAACCCCCACCACUAUUGGAGAAGUGAGGAGCUUUCACGGCCUUGCAAGCUUUUAUAGGCGAUUUGUGAAGGACUUUAGCACCAUGGCAGCCCCAUUGAACGAGUUAACCAAGAAAAAUGUUCCAUUCAAGUGGGGAAACGCACAAGAGAAAGCCUUUCAAGCUAUAAAAGAGAAGCUUACCCAUGCACCUUUGCUAGCCCUUUCCGACUUUGGUAAGACUUUUGAAAUUGAAUGUGAUGCAAGUGGGAUUGGCAUAGGAGGAGUUCUUAUGCAAGGAGGGAGGUCAGUUGCAUAUUUCAGUGAGAAAUUAAGUGGGCCAACACUUAACUACCCUACAUAUGACAAGGAGCUUUAUGCAUUGGUUAGAGUAUUGGAAACUUGGCAACAUUAUUUGUGGCCAAAAGAGUUUGUAAUACAUUCUGAUCAUGAAGCACUCAAGUAUAUUAAAAGUCAAAGCAAGCUUAGCCGUCGACAUGCAAAGUGGGUAGAGUUUAUUGAGUCAUUUCCAUAUGUGAUCAAGCACAAGAAAGGUAAGGAGAACAUUGUUGCUGAUGCACUUUCAAGAAGGCAUGAUGGAUUUUUAUUUCGAGCCAACCAGCUUUGUGUUUCUAAUUGUUCUAUUCGUUCAUUAUUGUUAAAGGAAGCACAUUCUGGGGGUUCGAUGGGUCACUUUGGUAUUUCUAAAACUUUGGGAGUCUUGAGCGAACACUUUUAUUGGCCAAAGAUGCGUAGAGAUGUUGAAAAGUUUGUGGGAAAAUGCAUAGUUUGUCAUAAGGCAAAGUCAAAGCUUAAUCCCCAUGGAUUGUACAUGCCCCUCCCUAUUCCUAGUGUACCUUGGGAAGAUAUUUCAAUGGACUUUGUUUUGGGAUUACCUAGGUCUAAGAGGGGGAGAGAUUCUAUUUUUGUUGUUGUAGACAGGUUUUCCAAAAUGGCACACUUUAUAGCAUGCCAUAAAGUUGAUGAUGCCUCUAAUAUUGCUAAUCUUUUCUUUCAGGAAAUUGUGAGGCUUCAUGGUAUGCCAAGGACUAUAGUGUCCGAUCGAGAUGCCAAGUUCCUUAGCUACUUUUGGAAAACUUUGUGGGGCAAGCUUGGAACUAAGUUGCUUUUCUCUACUGCUUGCCAUCCACAAACCGAUGGGCAAACUGAGGUGGUCAAUAGGACACUUUCGACAUUGUUGAGAACAAUUGUGAAAAAGAACUUAAGGAGUUGGGAAGAGUGUCUACCGCAUGUCGAGUUUGCGUACAAUAAGGCUAUCCACUCCACUACUAAGUUUUCACCCUUUCAGAUUGUUUAUGGUUUUAAUCCUCUUGCACCUAUUGAUUUAAUUCCCUUGCCCUUAGUAUGGUUGCAUCUUAGAAAAGAGAGGUUUCCCGACAAAAGGAAGUCCAAGCUCAUGCCAAGAGGGGAUGGACCAUUCCGAGUCCUUGACAAGCAAAAAAAAUUCAAGAUCCAAUGGACCAAGAUUUAA
Sesamum indicum (sesame) is the source of this 3369-nucleotide messenger RNA. The record is from RefSeq and is a predicted model, not a curated record. Lineage: Eukaryota; Viridiplantae; Streptophyta; Magnoliopsida; Lamiales; Pedaliaceae.